Mangifera indica (mango) is the source of this 877-nucleotide messenger RNA. Its product is annotated as zinc finger protein GIS3-like. The coding region runs from base 198 to 704 and encodes 168 amino acids. The transcript has a single exon. Lineage: Eukaryota; Viridiplantae; Streptophyta; Magnoliopsida; Sapindales; Anacardiaceae. The record is from RefSeq and is a predicted model, not a curated record. Gene Ontology annotation, biological process: negative regulation of abscisic acid-activated signaling pathway.
UCAUGCAAGUCUAAAUAACAGAUAUAAAUAGCAAAGAAGGGGUAUUUGUGUCUAUUAAUCCUUAACCAAUCAUAUCCCAACAAGUGUUGUGAAAGGUAGAAUAGAAUCAAAAGCUUAAACCUCAUAUAAACCUCUCUCAGUCUCCCCAUACUUUCAUUCUGUUCUGUAAUUCCCUGAACUAUUAUCUGUCCUUCAAAAUGGCAGACCCCAACAUUUACAAGUUCCUCACCUCCAACGAUCCAAGACCCACCAAACGACAAGCCCCCCACCCCCAACAAAACCCACAACCGCCGCUACCUCAGCCUCCAACAACCUCCGCUACCCGCCUCUUUCAAUGUCUUUACUGUUCCAGAAAGUUCUACAGCUCCCAAGCUUUGGGUGGCCACCAAAAUGCCCACAAGCGUGAGCGAGCUGCUGCACGUAGAAACUUCAACUACCCAUCCAUCAACACGGAGCUUCCUACUCCCCCACUCACUUUCGGUUCUCGCCGUCCAACCCACCAACUUCCUUCUUGUGAACACCACACUGCACCACCCUUCCCCGUUGAUCCGUUCCAGCAAGAAUACCAGUACCCGUCCACCUCCGGUCCUCCUCCUCUUGUUACUUAUCAUGGUUGUGGCUCCGUUACUCCCGAUGGUCCGUCUCCCGCACCCGCUGAUAAUGCGGACAAAGUUAACAAAGUUGAUCUCACUCUCCAUUUGUGAUGCUUUUUGUUCGUUUCUUUUUUCUUGGGUCAUUUCAUAUCAGUUACAGUUGAAUAGGGCUUGUGGGUUUUGAGUACUUGAUCUGAGAAUAAAAGAGAAAUGGUGGUUAGCUAGGGUUAAAGGAUGCUAUAUAAAAAGAAAAAAUAUAUAUGGAUAGAAGAUGUCUUGCGUAC